Molecule: messenger RNA, 1677 nt
Organism: Parascedosporium putredinis
Lineage: Eukaryota; Fungi; Ascomycota; Sordariomycetes; Microascales; Microascaceae
Source: the annotation of a GenBank genome assembly
AUGGCUAGUCCCCAACUCAUUCAAUCAUCCUCGCAAUCAUCAGAGACCAGCGGGAACAUCCGAUCCUCGUCAGAGUACGAGCUCACUCCCGGUAGUAGUCCAGCCAGCUACGAAGAGACUCACGGCGUCGGCAUCCAGAAUAUGUCCGAGGAGGUCCUCCUCGAGAUCCUGGGCUAUCUCGACGACGGCGACCUCCACAUCGUUCACCAGGUCAGCCGCCGUUUCAAGCGACUAGCCAACGACAGAGUCUUUCGUACGUACCCGGACCGACAGCACUAUCUCAUCCCGCGAUGGGACUACUGGAACCUCAGCGAGGAAGCCCAGCGCACCGUCGCCCAGCUCCUCCGAAAGGACAAGUUCUGCGGCAACUGCGCCCUCACCCACCAGGACGGCCACUUUUCCGCUGCCAAGAAAUGGCUCGGCACCCACCUCAUGUGUUCCGACUGCAAGGUGUUCCACCCGCGUUUCCUCUUCAGCCCCGAGCAGCGCGCCGCGUCGUCGGCCAAGCGGAUCUGCAUCGGGCUCCAAGGCAAGAUCAACGUGUGCCCCCACGAACACGUCUCGUGGGAGGACGUCGAAGAGGCCCGCUCCGGCCGCCACGACCCGCCCGAGGGCCGGAUGCCCCCCGGGACCCUCCACCGGGCCUCCGCCGUCAUACAGGAGUGGCAGGGCAAGAUGGACGUCGAGAUCCAGCAAGCGUUCCCCCUCUUUGACCUCCGCGCCACCGCCGGCGAACUGACGCUUCCCCAUUUCCAACGGUUCUGCCGCGCCUCGGUCAACCGCGAGACCUUUAGCGCGCUCGCCUGCCCUCACAUGGGAAGCGUGGAAGGAACCAGGAUGAUGCACGCCUUCGACCCGCGGCGAUGCAGCUGCUUCCGAUGGCCCCUCGUACCCGACGCCACCCACCUCCACGAUCCGGAGAAGCAAGGGGCCUUUAUCUGCCAGCACAAAAUGUGCUGCGUCUGCGAGCAGAAGCUCCCCGCACCCGGCGGGCCGCCCGCCCCGGCCUUUUGGCCAACCAGAAAACCGCCCACGUCUCCGGCUGCGGGCAGUACUGCUGCUUUACGCAUUACUGCUGAUCUCGGCGGGCUUCGUGGCGCCCUACUCGAAAAAUGGGUGCAGUCGCUGGAUCCGCGGUCGUACGGCCUGACCGAGGACGAGGAGGCCAAGCACGUUACCUGGUGCCCGGACCCGACGUGCGGCACCAUGAAGAACUGGGGCGCACUGGCCCGCGCCUUCGACUUGUUUCUUUACGAAGAAAAGUUUUACCAGGAUAUUAUUAUGAGGCUUGAGUUUGUUCGCCGUCUUCAGACUGUCAUGGCGACUGGCUAUUCUAGCAUGGGCGCAUGGUGCCUUAUCCAUCCGACCUCCGUCAUAGCCCUCAGCCUAUCACCUGCCUACGCGGUCCAAAGCGCCACCACCGCCCUUCUCAUGCGCUGCUUCGGCGCCCAAGCCAUGACGGCAGGCCUCCUUCUCGGGACGUCCUCGCUCGACGAGCGCGGCUUCACCUGUUUCGGCCUAGCCAUGAUCCCCUACCUCUUUUUCAACGCGUGGUACUUGGCAGGCCCGGGGAGGAGUCUUCACCAACUGGCUGUACAUGGACCUCGUAGGCAACUUAUUCUUCGGAGCGGGUUCGGCCUAUUGCGCCAAAUUAUUGAGGGAGCAGCGAGAAAUUGA